CCAGUUCUGUGAUGGAAGGCAGUGGCAGUGGAUUGACUGUAGAGCUGGCCUCCCCUGGACCUUGUGUGGCUGGCAUGGAGGGGAACACCAGUGGGCAGGUGUUUGAGGUGGCGCUGCAGAACAGCUCCUCGUCCAAACGUAGCCCUCAGUUUGUGGGGGUGGAGCUGCUGAAGUCCUUCAAGCUGCUCAUCAUCCCCUGCUACAUCCUGGUGGUGCUGAUCGGGGUGUUCGGCAACUACCUUCUGCUCUACGUCAUCUGCCACACCCGUAAGAUGCACAACAUCACUAACUUCUUCAUUGGAAACCUGGCCUUCUCCGACAUGCUGAUGUGUGCCACCUGUGUCCCCUUCACCUUGGCCUAUGCCUUCAACCCCCGCGGCUGGAUUUUUGGGAGGUUCAUGUGCUACCUGGUUUACCUCAUCCAACCAGUGACCGUCUACGUGUCUGUCUUCACUCUCACUGCUAUUGGUGUUGACAGGUACUAUGCCACAGUUCACCCUCUGAAGAAGCGGAUCUCAGUGCUGGGGUGUACCUACCUCCUAUCUGGGAUUUGGCUGCUCUCCUGUGGGCUUGUGGCCCCGGCCGUGGCCCACACCUACCAUGUGGAGUUCAAGAAUGAUGGCUUUACCAUCUGUGAGGAGUUCUGGAUGGGCAAGAAGAGAGAGAGGUUGGCCUACGCAUACAGCACACUUUUCAUGACCUACGUCCUGCCUCUGUCUGCCCUCUGCAUCUCUUACCUCUGCAUCUCUGUCAAGCUCCGUAACUGUGUGGUGCCUGGCCACCGCACCCAGAGCCAGGCCGAGGCCCAGCGCACCCGCAAGCGCAAGACCUUCCGUCUGAUCACCCUGGUGGUGGCGGCUUUCGGCGUGUGCUGGAUGCCCAUCAGUGUGUUCAACGUGCUGCGGGACAUUGACAUUGACCUGAUCGACAAGCGCUACUUCCUGCUCAUCCAGCUGCUGUGCCACUUGUGUGCCAUGAGCUCGUCCUGCUGUAACCCUUUCCUGUAUGCCUGGCUGCAUAACCGCUUUCGUGCCGAGCUGCGCAAGAUGUUCACCUGCCACCGCCGCAUCGGCAUCCCUGCUAACCACUGUGCCACAAACAGCGUGAACCCCUUCAUCCCACCCUCCCACCCACCCGCACAGGAUUUGUUCAGAGAAUGGUCUUGAAACCAGCUGAAAUAUUUUUGGUCAGGGUUUUUGUACUGUAAGA
Oncorhynchus gorbuscha (pink salmon) is the source of this 1209-nucleotide messenger RNA. RefSeq names its product prolactin-releasing peptide receptor-like. Gene Ontology annotation, cellular component: neuron projection; plasma membrane. The record is from RefSeq and is a predicted model, not a curated record. Bases 12 to 1166 code for a protein of 384 amino acids. Gene Ontology annotation, biological process: G protein-coupled receptor signaling pathway. Lineage: Eukaryota; Metazoa; Chordata; Actinopteri; Salmoniformes; Salmonidae. Gene Ontology annotation, molecular function: neuropeptide Y receptor activity; neuropeptide binding. The transcript has 2 exons.